UUUGUCUCAUUUCCGUCCUCAAUUCCACCUUGAUGUCAGUGUGAGCUCAUGUGCAGCAGCGUACAGACACGUUCCUCAAACAAGGUCUCAAAAGGUGUCCUUCCUGACGCAGCCGGAGCAGUUUGGGCUCAACGAUCCACAGCAGUGACCCGACACGAGGAACUGAAAGUCAUCGAGUCAGUCGAAUAUACAGGUUUAAGAACAAAAUAAAGACAAACAUGGGCAACGCAUCGUCCAACUACAAUCAGAAUCCAGAGCCUGGGGACCUGAUUGAGAUCUCUCGUGGAGGCUAUCAGCACUGGGCCGUGUAUGUUGGCGAUGGCUACGUUGUUCACUUGACAAGAGCCUCUGGUUUCAGACGUUUGUUUUCCCCUCUGAAUGUGAACGGCCUGGUGAGGAAAGAGAAGCUGCAGGACAUAGUUGGAAGAGCCGACUGGAAAGUCAAGAACAUCCUGGACAAUGAAUACAGACCGCGGCCGGUGGAUGUCAUCGUGAGAGAGGCCUGUGCUCUGGAGGGCAGACAGAUGCCGUACAACAUCGCCACAAGGAACUGCGAACGUUUUGCCACUGAGCUGCGCUACGGCAAGCAGUCCCAGCAGUCCAACUACAAUCAGAAUCCAGAGCCUGGGGACCUGAUUGAGAUCUUUCGUGGCCCCUUUCAGCACUGGGCCGUGUAUGUUGGCGAUGGCUACGUUGUUCACUUGACGAGAGCCUUUGGUUUCAGAUUUUUGUUUUUCUCUCUGAAUCUGGACGGCCGGGUGAAGAAAGAGAAGCUGCAGGACGUAGUUGGAACAAACGACUGGACAGUCAACAACAUGCUGGACAAUGAAUACAGACCCCGGCCGGUGGAUGUCAUCGUGAGAGAAGCCUGUGCUCUGGAGGGGAGAAAUCGGAGAUACUGGUUCGCCACAAGGAGCUGUGAGCUUUUUGCCAAUGAGCUGCGCUACGGCAAGAAGCGGACCCAGCUGUCCAACUACAAUCAGAAUCCAGAGCCUGGGGACCUGAUUGAGAUCUCUCGUGGCACCUAUCAGCACUGGGCCGUGUAUGUUGGCGAUGGCUACGUUGUUCACUUGACGAGAUUUGGAUGCAGUUCCGGCAGUUUGUCGUCUGAUCCGGAUGCGAAUGGCCUGGUGAUGAAAGAGAAGCUGCAGGACGUAGUUGGAACAGACGACUGGACAGUCAACAACAUCCUGGACAAGAAGUACAGACCCCAGUCGGUGGAUGUCAUCGUGAGAGAGGCCUGUGCUCUGGUGGGCAGAGAGAUGCCGUACGACAUCGUCAAAAAGAACUGCGAACAUUUUUCCACUGGGCUGCGCUACGGCAGGCCAGAGUCCCAGCAGGUCGUGACGGCAUUCAAAUUCACAGUGGAAGCCUUUGCCAUUGCCAAAAUUGCAAGCACGGAGAGAUUGCCUGGUGCCGUAGUUGAGGCUGUCCUUAUGUCAUUAGACAAGUACAAAGAAGACAAAGCCACACACUGAUGCAAAGCCCAGCGUCACCUCCUCAGAGAAGCUGAACUCCCAGAUCAUCAGCAAAGUGUCACUGAUACCACUGCCUAAAUAUCUUACAAUAUCUACAAUCCAGAAGAAAUGUGGUCAUGUUUACCUUCAUCUGUCUUUAGCCGGGUGAUUUGGGACAAAGUCAUUCUGCUUUCAGAGAACAAAAGUGAGAUUGACAAAUACUGUUUUC
Messenger RNA from Salarias fasciatus (jewelled blenny), 1686 nucleotides. RefSeq lists its product as uncharacterized. The transcript is spliced from 10 exons. Bases 219 to 1478 code for a protein of 419 amino acids. Gene Ontology annotation, cellular component: cytoplasm. Gene Ontology annotation, molecular function: glycerophospholipid phospholipase A1 activity; A2-type glycerophospholipase activity. The record is from RefSeq and is a predicted model, not a curated record. Gene Ontology annotation, biological process: N-acylphosphatidylethanolamine metabolic process. Lineage: Eukaryota; Metazoa; Chordata; Actinopteri; Blenniiformes; Blenniidae.